AUGAAGGUCACCCUUACAGCCGCUGUCCUUUUCCUCGGGCUCGCCUCGGCCCUACCUGCCGAGGAUCUCAUUGAGCUUGACGACCGUGCCGAGCCCUCGAACGCGCCCAUUGACUGGGAUGGCCCCAACCAGUCUGCCAGCAUCAAGUGCGGCAAGAACACCUACGACGGCCACGACGUCUACCUCGCGGCGCAGCACGGCGUCAACCUCGGUCUUCUGAGCCCACCCGAGACGCGCGGCGAGAAGAAGUUCCCCCAUGCUUUCGACCACGACGACAGCAAGGGUGUGAAGCUUCACUUCCCCAAGCACUGCCCGGAGAACGACAAGAACAGGCAGGAGUACCCUCUCGUCAAGAACGGUCCGUACAAUGGCGGCAAGAACAACAAGAAGUACGGCGACGAGCGUGUUGUCUUCUACUAUGACGGCAAGGCGCAAGGUGUUGAUGGACACCCCUUGGUCUACUACUGCGGACUGAUGACCCACGAUGGCGCCGCCAAGGGAGGUUUCAUCCAGUGCCCCGAUGGCAAAUAG
This is a messenger RNA of Purpureocillium lilacinum, 531 nucleotides long. RefSeq lists its product as uncharacterized. Gene Ontology annotation, molecular function: RNA nuclease activity; RNA binding. The record is from RefSeq and is a predicted model, not a curated record. Lineage: Eukaryota; Fungi; Ascomycota; Sordariomycetes; Hypocreales; Ophiocordycipitaceae.